GGCUUGGAAAGGUGCUGGACACGUCGACAACCUCGCACCCUGCAAGGUCCGCGCGCCACGCAGCAAAGCCGGGUCCCGUACCCCCGCGUUCGCACACACGCACUUGCGAGUUCUCCCCUUCUCCCGCACGCGACUGCGCCCAGGGACACAGGCCCACCACCCGGACAGGCUCACAAAGCUCCACGCAGACCCACAAGUGAGUGAACACACAGCUCUGAGCAGAUCUGCCGGGGGCAGAGGAGCGCGCCUCGCUCUCUACGGCACCCCGGGCCUCCUAGCCUCUCCUGCCCGCCCCUCCUCCACCUCCCCAGCCCCCAAGCCCCGGGGCAGCCGCGCGCCGGGCGGGGCGAGGGCGGGGCGGGGUGUCGGGCGGCGCCGGCCCAAAAAGGCGGAGUCGCUAGGCUAAGGGGCCAGAUCUUUGAGCCCAGCGCUGAUUGCGCCUCGGAGAAAGCCAGCGGGAACCCGGACCCCGAGGAGCCCCGCGUCCCCGCCCGGCCUGCCCAGGCCCCGCGCUAUGGAGUUCCUCUGGGCCCCUCUCUUGGGUCUCUGCUGCAGUCUGGCCGCUGCUGAUCGCCACACCGUCUUCUGGAACAGUUCAAAUCCCAAGUUCCGGAAUGAGGACUACACCAUACACGUGCAGCUAAAUGACUACGUGGACAUCAUUUGUCCCCACUACGAGGAUCACUCUGUAGCAGAUGCUGCCAUGGAGCGCUACAUCCUGUACCUGGUGGAGCGUGAGGAGUACCAGCUGUGCCAGCCCCACUCCAAGGACCAGGUCCGCUGGCAGUGCAACCGGCCCAAUGCCAAGCAUGGCCCAGAGAAGCUGUCUGAGAAGUUCCAGCGCUUCACACCUUUCACCCUGGGCAAGGAGUUCAAAGAAGGACACAGCUACUACUACAUCUCCAAACCCAUCCACCAGCAGGAAGACCGCUGCUUGAGGCUGAAGGUGACUGUCAAUGGCAAAAUCACUCACAGUCCUGAAGCCCAUGACAAUCCACAGGAGAAGAAACUUGCAGCAGAUGACCCAGAGGUGCGGGUUCUACAUAGUAUCGGUCACAGUGCUGCCCCACGCCUCUUCCCACUUGCCUGGACUGUGCUGCUCCUGCCACUUCUGCUGCUGCAAACCCCAUGAUGAAGGUGUAUGCCACACGUGGCCUUAAGGAUUGGAACUGGGCUGAAGAGAGGGACAGGCACUCCAAACCUGUCCUGGGGCCACUUUGAAAGCCCCCAGCCCUGGGAACCACUCCCACCACAUGCACAAGCUGUCACCCAGCAGCCUCAAAACGGGUCAGUAUUAAGGGUUUCAACUGGAAGGAGGUCGACCAGCCCGGCACUGCCAUCCCCACCUUCACCUCGGAUGGAGAAAGAAGUGGAGACUGUCCUUUCCCACCAUUCCUGCCUUUAAGCCAAAGAAACAAGCUGUGCAGACAUGGUCCCCUGAGGCACAGUGGGAGCUGAGCUGGAAGGGGCCACAUGGAUGGGCAAAGCUUGGCAAAGAUGCCCCCUCCAGGAGAGAGUCAGGAUGCCCAGAUUAACUGACUGAAGGAAAAGCAAGAAACAGUUUCCUGCUUGGGAGCCAGGUACAGGAGAGGCAGCAUGCUUGGGCUGACCCAGCAUCUCCCAGCCAAGACCUCAUCUGUGGAGCAGCCACAGAGAGGUUUGUAGCCAGGUACUGCAUUCUCUCUCAUCCUGGGGCAGCACUCCCCAGAGCUGUGCCAGCAGGGGGGCUGUGCCAACCUGUUCUUAGAGUGUAGCUGUAAGGGCAGUGCCCAUGUGUACAGUCUGCCUAGAGUGUAGCCUAAAGGGCAGGGCCCACAUGUACAGUAUCUGUAUAUAAGUUGCUGUGUGUCUGUCCUGAUUUCUACAACUGGAGUUUUUUUAUACAAUGUUCUUUGUCUCAAAAUAAAGCAAUGUGUUUUUUCCGGA
Messenger RNA from Sapajus apella (tufted capuchin), 1926 nucleotides. It is a transcript of the gene EFNA1, whose product is annotated as ephrin A1. The transcript has 5 exons. Gene Ontology annotation, molecular function: ephrin receptor binding. NCBI's taxonomy places the organism in Eukaryota, Metazoa, Chordata, Mammalia, Primates, Cebidae. Gene Ontology annotation, biological process: ephrin receptor signaling pathway; axon guidance. The record is from RefSeq and is a predicted model, not a curated record. Bases 515 to 1132 code for a protein of 205 amino acids. Gene Ontology annotation, cellular component: plasma membrane.